Messenger RNA from Aspergillus sclerotioniger CBS 115572, 1824 nucleotides. RefSeq names its product N-terminal nucleophile aminohydrolase. The record is from RefSeq and is a predicted model, not a curated record. Lineage: Eukaryota; Fungi; Ascomycota; Eurotiomycetes; Eurotiales; Aspergillaceae. Gene Ontology annotation, biological process: ubiquitin-dependent protein catabolic process. The transcript has 6 exons. Bases 1 to 1824 code for a protein of 607 amino acids. Gene Ontology annotation, cellular component: proteasome core complex, alpha-subunit complex; cytosol; proteasome core complex.
AUGUCGAGCACCCAAUCGUCGCAGCACAUCCCGGCUUGGAAAAAGAUGGGUCCGAAACUCAAGAACGCUAAGGAUACGCCUGUGGCGUUUCCUGAAGAGAAUAAGGAGAAUGCGAGCGUGAAUAAAGAUCAGGAUAAGAAGCAGCGCAAGAGCAAGAAGAGACGUCUUGAGAAUGAUGAUGAUGAGGGGGUGAAGAAUGACGGAGGAAAGGAAGAUGCUGAGGCUUCGAAGAAGAAAAAGAAGAAGAGAGUGUCGUUUUCGGCUGGGUCGAAGGAAUAUGAUGGUUCUGACGAGGAGCUGGAGCAGGAGAAGGAGCAGGUGAAGGAUGAUGCUAAGGACGAGAAGAUUCCCGAGGAUGAUGAUAUUGCGGAUGACGAAGGAGGGAAGGAGAAGAAGAAGAAAGAGAAGAAAAAGAAGAAUAAGGAUAAGAAGAAGGAGGGUUCAACCGAGGAUGCUUCUGCGACACCGAAGAUCCACGAAACGCCUAUCCUUUCCUACCUGAGUCUUUAUCACAAACAUCGCUCGGCGUGGAAGUUUCAGAAAAAUCGCGAGACGCAUCUCUUCAAGCAUGUCUUGUCACAGGAGCAGGUUCCGGCGCAGUAUAAUGCGGCUUUGCUUGCCUAUUUGCAAGGGUUGAAGAGCGAAGGUGCGAAACUACGAUUGAGGCAGAUAGCGGAGGAGGUUAUUAAGGCUGAGGCUGAGGCUGAGGAUCAGAAUGCGCCGAGCUAUGACAAGGCUGUUGCUGCUUUCCGGAUACGCUUGUCUGCGGGUCAGGAGGAUCUUGAUAGCCAGGAUAUCGCCGGGCAGUUUGAUGCUGAUAUGCUGAAGAAGAUCGAGAACAGACGACGGGCAGAGCUUGUUCUGUUUGCUGUUAACGGCACGCUGUUCAAUUACCAAAAGCCGAGGCCUCCUCCGCAGAAAGGAAAGAAGGCGCAGGCUCAGCCCGGCAAGAAAAAGAAGAAGAACCGUACUGCUUUCGUGGAGAUCUCGAGCAGCAGUGAGAGUGAGAGCUCUAGCGACAGUGAUAGCGACAGCGACAGCGACGAUAAGAAGAAGACCAAGGCCAAGCGAAGUGCAUAUGACAGACACAUUACCAUCUUCUCAGACCAGGGCCGUCUGUACCAAGUCGAAUAUGCCUUCAAGGCCAUCACCUCUGCCAACAUCACCUCGCUAGGUGUGAGGGGAAAGAACUGCGCAGUGGUUCUGUCCCAGAAGAAAGUUGCUGAUAAAUUGAUCGACCCCUCCUCCGUUUCGCACAUCUUCAGACUCUCCCCGUCGGUGGGCUGUGUCAUGACUGGCUCCAUCGCUGAUGCGAGAGCAAGUGUUGACCGUGCUCGUGGUGAGGCGGCUGAAUUCCGAUACAAGUACGGCUACGAGAUGCCUUGUGACGUCCUUGCAAAGCGUCUGGCCAAUAUCAACCAGGUCUACACGCAAAGGGCUUACAUGCGUCCGCUCGGAGUUGCCAUGACCCUGAUCUCCGUUGAUUCGGAGAAGGGCCCACAACUCUACAAGUGUGACCCCGCUGGGUACUAUGUCGGAUACAAGGCGACUGCAUCUGGACCGAAGCAGCAGGAGGCGCUCAAUUACUUGGAGAAGAAGCUGAAGAACAAGGAUUACGCCGAGGGCAGCUGGGAGGAGGUUGUCGAGCUGGGUAUCACGGCCUUGAGCAAUGUUCUGAGCGUUGAUUUCAAGAAGCACGAAUUGGAGAUCGGGAUCGUCGGAGGACCACGAGCUGAUGGCCAGGAAGGGACAGACAUUGGUUUCCGGGCCUUGACGGAGGAAGAGAUCGACGAACGACUGCAGGCCAUCAGCGAAAAGGACUGA